Molecule: messenger RNA, 558 nt
Organism: Hyalella azteca
Lineage: Eukaryota; Metazoa; Arthropoda; Malacostraca; Amphipoda; Hyalellidae
Product: mRNA decay activator protein ZFP36L3-like
Exons: 2
Coding region: 1-558 (185 amino acids)
Source: RefSeq, a predicted model, not a curated record
AUGAAGGGCGACGAGGGCGCUGAUUAUGACGUGUACAAUGGGCGGGAUGAGGGGGGCGACGAGGGCGCUGAUUAUGACGUGUACAACGGGCGGGAUGAGGGGGGCGACGAGGGCGCUGAUUAUGACGUGUACAACGGGCGGGAUGAGGGGGCGACGAGGGCGCUGAUUAUGACGUCUGCAAUACUCGCCCCUGACGGUGCUGACGUGACAGCUGCAAUACUCGCCCCUGGCGGUGCUGACGUGACAGCUGCAAUGGCAGCUGCAUUACUCGCCCCUGGCGGUGCUGACGUGACAGCUGCAUUACCCGCCCCUGGCGGUGCUGACGUGGCAGCUGCAUUACUCGCCCCUGACGGUGCUGACGUGGCAGCUGCAUUACUCGCCCCUGACGGUGCUGACGUGACAGCAGCAUUACCCGCCCCUGGCGGUGCUGACGUGACAGCUGCAAUACUCGCCCCUGGCGGUGCUGACGUGGCAGCUGCAUUCGGAAGGUUCGCGCCUUCAUUCGACGUCACUCGCGUCUUCCUAAAGGAACUUACUAACUUGGUUAAGAUAAAUUAA